Messenger RNA from Effrenium voratum, 792 nucleotides. The record is from the annotation of a GenBank genome assembly. Lineage: Eukaryota; Dinophyceae; Suessiales; Symbiodiniaceae.
AUGGAGUACCUGUACGCCACCGCAAAUUGCUACGCCUUCAUGUGGAAGGUGCCCUUCGUGCGGAAUCGGCAGAUCUUCCACCAUCGGGUGCAGGAGCUGAAGCUGCAGGUGCCUGCCUGGUCGCCUCCCAGCUCUGGCAAGGUGGAGACUGAGGAGGAUGACGGUGAGCGGGUGGAUCCUGCGGCCGUGGAGGCUUUGAAGGCAGAGCUCUAUGCUGUGGACCCCAAGAGCCUGCACGAGUGCGAGGCACAUGACUUCGAGAAAGAUGAUGACACAAACUUCCACAUCGACUUCCUCACGGUUUCAACAAACCUGCGUGCCAGCAACUACGACAUCAAGCACACGGAGCGAUCAGCAGUGAAAGUCACGGCCGGGCGCAUCAUCCCUGCGCUGGCCACCACCACCGCCAUGAUCUGUGGCUUGGUGGACGUGGAGUUUCUGAAGCUGGUGAUGGGGAUGCACAAGGAAGAGGGCGCCUUGGACAAGUUCUACAACGCCAAUAUCAAUUUGGCCACCGGGCUCCAGGCCAUGAACCUCUUUAGACCAGAGCCAGCAAUCAUCCGGAAGACGGACUUGCCGGGCUCGGUGGCUGAGUUUACCUCAUGGGACAAGGUCGAGAUCGACGGGGAGAUCACCUUAGAGGAGCUGGUGCAGCAGCUCGAGGCGAAGCUCGGGGGCCGCGUCUUGCGACUCCACCCCUCCGGCAAUGACAAGGUGAGCGUCUACGACAGUGCCCAGGCGAAGAUGCUCUCCUGGAAGAUCGAGCUGCAAGAGGGCAAGGCCCCGACUUGA